CAGAAAACCUCGUGUACGGACUUCUCUGCUUCUCACCUCUCCUCCAGCGCCAGCACAGGAUUUCCACCGUGUUUAUAAGAAGAAAUGCAGUGACAGCGUACAACUCUUUCCCUAGUCAAGUUGUCCCAAGAGGAUUCAUCACUUCAACUACUUACCCAACAAAACCCUUUCAGCUAAAAAUGGAUCUGCACCGUGCUGCUUUUAAAAUGGAGAACUCUUCUUUCUUGCCUAACCCUUUGGCCUCACCAGCGCUAAUGGUUUUGGCGUCAACUGCUGAAGCUAGUCGAGAUGCUUCCAUACCGUGCCAACAGCCACGUCCUUUUGGUGUGCCAGUCUCAAUGGAUAAGGAAGUCCAUAUACCUUUCACUAAUGGUUCCUAUACAUUCACUUCAAUGUACCAUCGCCAAGGUGGUGUGCCAGGGGCCUUCGCUAAUCGUGACUUCCCACCAUCCCUUCUUCACCUUCAUCCACAGUUUGCCCCUCCCAAUUUAGACUGCUCCCCAAUCAGUAUGCUCAACCAUAGUGGUGUUGGUGCUUUUCGGCCCUUCACUUCCCCUGAGGAGCGAGAGAGCUAUCAGUCUGCCUUCACCCCAGCCAAGCGCCUCAAGAGCUGUCAUGACACAGAGUCUCCACAUCUGCGAUUCUCCGAUGCUGAGGGAAAAGAAUAUGAGUUUGGGACUCAGAUCCCCUCAGGCUCCCCAGGGGGGCUUAAAGUGGACGAGGCAGGAAAAAAACUUUUUGCAGUGGCCGGCCUGAUCUCAGAUAGAGAAACAUCCUCAAGUCCAGAGGACCGGAAUGACAGGUGCAAAAAGAAGGUUGCCUUGUUUGAUAGCCAAGCCCCAAUCUGCCCCAUAUGCCAGGUCCUACUACGCCCAGGAGAGCUGCAGGAACACAUGGAGCAGGAAUUGGAUAAACUCACUCAAUUAAAUAUCAGUAUUCUGAGAAAAAAGAAAUUGCUGACUUCUUCUUGUGAAUAACCCAGAAUCUAGCAGUGUCUGAGAAAGACCAAGACCAGAUCUUGUGCAGAAGAACACUUUGAAAUCAGUAGCAGGAGCAGAAUGCAAGCUAAACUCUCUUCUGAUGCUUGGUGGUGCAGUUUAGAGUUAGGAAGAGCUUACUGUAAUAAGUAAAAUAAGUCAUUUAUUUUUAAUAAUAAAAAAACUUACUAUAAAGGAA
Xenopus tropicalis (tropical clawed frog) is the source of this 1176-nucleotide messenger RNA. NCBI's taxonomy places the organism in Eukaryota, Metazoa, Chordata, Amphibia, Anura, Pipidae. The record is from RefSeq.